Molecule: messenger RNA, 1410 nt
Organism: Sclerotinia sclerotiorum 1980 UF-70
Lineage: Eukaryota; Fungi; Ascomycota; Leotiomycetes; Helotiales; Sclerotiniaceae
Exons: 3
Coding region: 1-1410 (469 amino acids)
Biological process (GO): protein polyubiquitination; ubiquitin-dependent protein catabolic process; positive regulation of proteasomal ubiquitin-dependent protein catabolic process
Cellular component (GO): cytoplasm; ubiquitin ligase complex
Molecular function (GO): ubiquitin protein ligase activity; zinc ion binding; ubiquitin conjugating enzyme binding
Source: RefSeq, a predicted model, not a curated record
AUGGCGAGGAAGAGUUUAUCAUUUCACGAUUACGAGAAAUAUGUGAAGCAAAUCGAUGCUCAAAGCGCGAUUCCACUACCUCCGCCAAUACCUCUCUUGCAUCUGUUGUCGGGAAGAGUUCAAAACGGCAACCACCCUGCAGAUGAGCAAAUAUUAUUCAUGAAAAGCGUGGUGCAAUUCAGUACGCCAUGGGAAUGGAGGAUUUUCUGUCCAAAUACCGCUUGUGGUGAAUUUAUUCCAACACUUGGCAAGAUUGAUCCCAAACAACCAUUCGAGAUAGUUUGUCGAAAUUGCGGAGAUAAAGCUUGUUCCAUUUGCAAGCGUGCGGCGCACUCAACUGGCCAGGAUUGUCCUGAAGAUUUCGAAUUAGAGGCCGUUUUGAGAAUGGCCAAGAGUGCUGGAUGGCGUCGCUGUUACAAAUGUAGAACUCUAGUGGAAUUAUCCCAAGGUUGCAGUCAUAUCACUUGCAGGUGUAAAGCUCAAUUCUGUUAUAUUUGUGGCGCUGUUUGGGAUCCCUCGGUUGGCUGUCCAAAUUAUUGUAAUGGCGAGGAGAUGCUGGAACGUCGACGUCUCGAGGAAGAACAGCGAAUUGCAGAAGAGGAAAAGGCAAAGUUAGCCAGGGAAGAGGCAGAAAAGGCAGAGGCGGCGGAACGUGCAGCGGCUGAAGAACGAACCCGUACAAAUGUUACAUUGAGUGCACUUCGGGCUUGUCAAAUUAAUGAAAGAGACCGAUUUUGUGCUUUCGAGAGGGAGAUGAAAUGGAUUAUGUGGACUCGGCAUGGUCGAGCCAAAAUUGAUAUUUUGGAUCGCUAUAAUGAGCUCUCAACAAAAAUGAAAGAACGUCAUCAAAGAACUUCGACGCAUUUAGAGGAUCGGCAAGUUGCUGCUGAGAUGGAGUUGAGAGCAACCUUAAAACAAAGCGAGAGAAGCGUACAAAUUCGUUUGAAGCACAUGGAAGCUUACUGUAAUGGACUUGGUAGAAGUUCUGGUGGUGAUAAUAUACAAAGAAUUGUUACUGAGAAAGAUCUCAGAGAGCUUGGCCAGCAAUAUAACAUUCGAGAUGAUCUUGGUCGUUUACAUCAAAGUAGGAUCAACGUCAUGCGAGACAAGCAAGCGAAACAAAUGGAAAAUUUGAUCCAUCGACAAGAAGAGGAACUUGAGAAUCUAGUCCUCAAACAGAAUCAAGAGUUAGAGGCUCUUGAGGAGGUGCAUAGUAGAGAAGAAGAAGGAAUAAUUUCAUUGUUCAUAGAGAGAAAGUCACGACUUAUUUGGAGAUGGAAUUUGAUGGAAGAGGUGGAACGAAAGAAGCUCACUAAUAUUGCUGGUGUACAAUUUGCGCCUAUGCCCCCGAUACCGUGGCCUCAACAUAGAAGGUCUCCAGCUCUAGGCCUAGAAUCGGUUUUCGAGUAA